Molecule: messenger RNA, 2301 nt
Organism: Pararge aegeria (speckled wood butterfly)
Lineage: Eukaryota; Metazoa; Arthropoda; Insecta; Lepidoptera; Nymphalidae
Gene: LysRS
Product: lysine--tRNA ligase
Exons: 8
Coding region: 175-1911 (578 amino acids)
Biological process (GO): lysyl-tRNA aminoacylation
Cellular component (GO): aminoacyl-tRNA synthetase multienzyme complex; cytosol; cytoplasm
Molecular function (GO): tRNA binding; lysine-tRNA ligase activity; ATP binding
Source: RefSeq, a predicted model, not a curated record
GUGUCAUGUCGCUAAAUAUAACCUCAAAAUUGGAACUUUAUUAAUAAAUUUCAUCAUUCACAUUUUACUUCACUAUUCAUGAACGUGUCGUUUAGACCAACUUGCAAUCCACGUAACAUUUUGCAGUUAACUAACUACUACAAGUAUUAAACGAAACACAAAUAUUUCAGAAAAAUGACUGAAGCGGCUAGCGAGAAACUAUCCAAGAAUGAAUUAAAACGACGCCUGAAAGCUGAACAAAAAUUAAAGGAGAAAGCUGAAAAAGUUGCUCAACAACCAGCUGAAAGUAGUGAGAAGAAAUCUAGUAAAGCUGAAGAAGAAAUUAGUCCAAAUGAAUACUACAAACUUCGUACAACCGCAAUUGCUGCUCUUAAAAAUGGAUCUAAAGAUGACCAUCCAUACCCUCAUAAGUUUACUGUUACUAUUUCACUUGAAGAGUUCAUUGAAAAGUAUAAUAAUCUGAACAGUGGGGAUGUAUUAGAGAACACAACAGUAUCUGUGGCUGGCAGAGUCCAUUCAAUCAGAGAAUCUGGUGCCAAGCUUAUAUUUUAUGACUUAAGAGGUGAAGGUGUGAAAAUUCAGGUGAUGGCCAAUGCCAAGAUGUAUGAAUCUGAAGAGAAAUUUGUUACGGACACAGAUAAACUGAGAAGAGGCGAUAUUAUUGGCUGUGUGGGGCAUCCAGGUAAGACCAAGAAGGGAGAGCUCUCUGUCAUACCCAAAACAGUCAAACUACUGUCCCCAUGUCUACAUAUGAUGCCACACCUUCAUUUUGGUCUGAAGGACAAAGAGACCAGAUUCAGAAAAAGAUAUUUAGAUCUCAUUUUAAACGACAAGGUUAGACAAAUAUUCUAUACAAGAGCAAAAAUCAUUUCCUAUGUUAGGCGUUUCUUUGACAACAUGGGAUUCCUGGAAAUAGAAACACCAAUGAUGAACAUGAUUCCGGGUGGAGCCACCGCAAAACCCUUCAUAACCCACCACAAUGAUUUAGACAUGGACUUGUACAUGAGAAUAGCUCCAGAGCUCUAUCACAAAAUGUUAGUAGUUGGGGGUUUGGAUCGCGUUUAUGAAAUUGGGAGACAGUUUAGGAAUGAAGGCAUUGAUUUGACUCACAACCCAGAGUUUACCACUUGUGAGUUCUAUAUGGCAUAUGCUGACUACAAUGAUGUAAUCGCCAUAACUGAGACAUUGCUUUCAGGCAUGGUUAAAAGUAUUCACGGCACUUACAAGAUUAAAUACCAUCCAGAUGGGCCAGAUGGUGAGGAAGUAGAAAUUGAUUUUACACCACCGUUUGCUAGGGUGCCCAUGAUUUCAACAUUAGAGAAGGAACUAAAAGUAAAGUUGCCACCAGCAGACCAGUUGGAUACACCAGAAGCCAACGCUAUACUUAGUAAAUUAUGUGAGAAACAUGAGGUUGAAUGCCCUCCACCUAGAACAACAGCAAGACUCUUGGAUAAACUUGUUGGAGAGUUUCUAGAAGAGAAAUGCAUUAAUCCUACUUUCAUUUUAGACCACCCACAGAUUAUGAGUCCCUUGUCUAAAUACCACAGGGAUGUUCCUGGGCUUACAGAAAGAUUUGAACUGUUUGUUAUGAAGAAAGAAAUUUGCAACGCAUAUACAGAGUUGAACGAUCCAGCAAUACAGAGGGAACGUUUUGAACAACAAGCCAAGGACCGUGCGGCUGGUGACGACGAAGCACCACCGACUGAUGAAGCAUUCUGCACUGCCCUUGAGUAUGGGUUACCACCUACUGGUGGAUGGGGCUUGGGAGUUGAUCGUCUGACGAUGUUUUUGACAGACUCCAAUAAUAUAAAAGAGGUACUGCUGUUCCCUGCAAUGAAGCCCGACGAUCCAAACAAACAUCUUAAAGAGGAAUCUACGUCGACUGAAACACCAGCUCAAAAUGGAGCAUAACGUUAGAAACACAUUACAAUAACAACACCCGUAAUCUUGAUGUGCUGCGAUACGACCUUACGUCGCCAUGGCUAAGCAAUAUAAUUAACGCUGCCCACACACACAACCAUGUUAACUGUCAAGCCUGUAGCAGACAUGAAGCGGUAUCCAUUAAAUUUGACAGUGUAUGGCGGUUAUUGUGCAUGACAACUUUUCUUAAAGCCAAAAUCGAAUUUAUGAUUUUGCCACCUUGAUCAAGUAUAUAACAUUCACUUGAACCUGUCAAUCUUGACAAUAAAACAUGCCAGAUCAGGUGAGGUGUUGAACGUGUUUCUACCACAAGUGUUACAAACACCUUUAAUUUUAAAUGAAAUACAUACAAAGUGUUUAUAUCUGUAUUAAAUAAAAGUA